This is a messenger RNA of Wyeomyia smithii (pitcher-plant mosquito), 2652 nucleotides long. RefSeq names its product differentially expressed in FDCP 8 homolog. The transcript is spliced from 5 exons. Bases 181 to 1722 code for a protein of 513 amino acids. NCBI's taxonomy places the organism in Eukaryota, Metazoa, Arthropoda, Insecta, Diptera, Culicidae. The record is from RefSeq and is a predicted model, not a curated record.
UGAAUCAUCCUUUUUCCAUUUUUUUGUUCUCUAUCAUCGACGCGAACGUGAAAACGCAGCUGAUAAGGGAGGUGCCAGCAGAAGAACAUUUUUUUCAAAAAAUCUCUUCAGUAUGAGGUAUUCUUUCACUUUGAAUCAUUAUUCAAACGGAGUUCUUUGAAUCUAUCGUUCGGACGGACCAUGCAAACUGUGCAAAACAUAAAGGAUGGGAUUUGGAAUUUUCCCUGCGCUGUAAACAGUUUUCUCAGCAGGGAAGAAACCACCGGUGCAGUUCAGGUAACUCUUGAUAACAGCGAUGACAACAACAACAAUGCCGUUUCCGAGAAUGAAUCCAUCGACGGCGGUGGGGACAAUGACGAUGACAUCACUGAUAACGGUCUCUACGAAGCAGAAGCAGAGGAGCCGGCGGCCUUGGGAACGGCGAUGUCGAUAAACUCGCUAAAUCUCUGUGGCGAAAAUGAUUUACUUUGCGGUUCACACGCAAUUCCGCUCGCUCUAAUAAAGGAAGAAUGGCAGUUAGUUCUGGGCUGUGAAGCAUCCAUUCCGGAGAUUGAAUUUGCAAUUGAUAAGUGCAAGGAUCUCGUACUGCGUACCAGCACCACUAAAACUGAAAACCGCAACUGGCUUGUUCGCCACCUCAUUGAACUAAGGCAUAGACUAAAAGAGCUGCAGGAUGUUGAUAACGAUCCAGAUGCGGUGCCAACGGGAAUGAAAGUAAUCCUAGGUCAUCAUUUCGUAGCGCACAAAAGCUAUCCCAAGUGUAAGGUUUUUUGCGAUCACUGUUCGGGUAUCGUUUGGAACGUAAUGCAGGCGUCCUACCGAUGCAGUGAUUGCUCAUUCACUGUUCAUCACAAGUGUAUAAGAAACGUGAUAAGAAUUUGCGCCCAUGUAAUUACCGCAGAACGUAAGCUGCCGAUUGAAUGCAUUUGUCCUGAAAUUGGUCUAGCGUUUCAGAAAUAUACCUGUGCAGAAUGCGGUUCACAACUUAGUUGCAAUGACUCAAAGGCAAUUGGUUGUUUUGGAGUAGAGCUUAACGCUGAAAAACUAAUCUCAGUUCAACCACGACUUUGUGACUAUUCAGGACUUUACUAUUGCACGGUAUGCCACUGGAAUGAUACGGCUGUAAUCCCGGCUCGAAUAAUGAACAACUGGGAUUUUAAACCCCGUAAAGUGAGCCGAGCCUCGCUACAGCAGAUUCGUUUGAUGUACCAUCGGCCCGUCAUUAACCUUGAGCAGAAAAAUCCACGUCUGUUUGCACUGGUUCCCAAGCUGGGGGCAACGAAACGUUUUCGCCAAAAGCUGCAACAUAUGAGACGAUAUUUGACGGUAUGUCGGAUUGCGGAAGAAUUGCGUUUAGUGCGAGAUACUAUCGGCAAUAGUCGACACCUGAUGCAGUCGGACGAUAUGUAUAGUGUAGCGGAUUUAGUCAGGAUCGAAAACGGCACCUUGUUGAUUUUUUUACACACAGCCUAUGGUGCAUUUGAGCGACACAUACGGAAUUGCUUGAUAUGUUCCGGCAAAGCGUACAUAUGUGAAAUAUGCAACAAUGAUGAAAUUAUAUUCCCCUUUGACGAUUGUGCCGUGUGUUGUAACCAGUGUAGCUCAGUCACCCAUCGGCAAUGUCAGUUGAGAAAAAAUAUGCAAUGUCAAAAGUGUAUCCGUCUCCGAGUUCGGGAACAACGAAUGCGGAACGACAUUCUGGAUGCUGCUAACGGAAAUUAAGAUCUCUUUGUUAUUAGAAAACGCACAAUUUUUUUCAAAUCAAAGCAUGGUUCUCAUCUAAUACAUGGCUUCGGAACCAAAUCCGCUGCUUAUAGUGACACGAGAAAGUUAAUAUGAUGUUGUCUGGCAAAGUCAUCAUAACCAAAGCUUUUUUAAAUGCACAAAUUUACAUGUUGCAUAUCGUGUGCUGGUAAGAAAAUAAAUAUUGCCUAUGCUUAACAAACUUAAAGUACAAUUCGAAUAUAUAACAGUUAUUCUCGAUCAAGGGUUAUAAACCGAACUCCCAUCUGUUUCAUAAUCUUACACUGAUCGUCUAUGACUCGAUCUUUUUCGUUAAGUUGUUUUACAAGUUGCUCAACUUAAGUUUGUUCAUCACGUAAAUGCUCCAAAAGAUGCCAAUGUUCUUCAACAUAACAACUUACCACCACUUCUUCAGUCUCAUAAAGGUUGCUUUGCAAAUCAGCAGCUGGAAUUUCGUCUAUAAUCACUUCUCUUUCCUCGUUUCCAGUAAAUUCUAUCAGAUCGUCGACUUCCGGUGCAUUCACCAAAUCAAAAACCUGAUCGUGCUCACAAUCCACAUCCGUUACGCUUGUCGUAUAUCUACUAUCCUCUGAACAGGAUUCGCCAGUUGACUCUUCAAUUUUGGUAUGCACAUUCAACGGAAACACUGACGGAACGGCCGUGGCCGUUAGUCUUCGUGUAAGGAAGUCUUUUUUCAGGAAAUGCCUUUGACAAAGACGGGGCGGUUCACGCGAAUUUUCUUCGAUGUCGAGCGCUUCAAGGCUGCAAGCUGCCAACCAUCGGUACCACAUUGGACUGCCGCGGGGAGGGAAUUUGAAUAACCGACACCCUCGAUCUCGAUGCUUAGUGUUUUUGCACAGCAAACAUUUCCGACCGAAUUGCAUUCUCUGGUUGUUUCGUUUUUUUUUC